AUGGCGAGCGGCAGCAUGAAGAGGGAGAUCAGCGAGACCCACGACACUCUCCGCUUCGGCCUCAACGCCGGCGUCAAGGCUGACCUCGCGCCGCCGCACCCGCUCCAGUCCACCAUCCAAUCGGAGGCCAAGUUCUGGGCGGACAAGAAGAAGUUUGGGACAGAGGCCAUCUACGGAUCCGCCUUGAACAUCCGCAAGGAUCUCGAUGCCCAAAUCCUCUCCAGCAAUAGGAUUGUUUACAUGGUUUCAGCAUCUGCUGGUAAAGUCGUUAACCAUUUUCCUACCUACAAUCUGAAUGGCCAUGUUGUAGUGUGCUGUGUAUUUGUUGCUACUACAACAUUGAUUGUUCCAGAGGCCCCCUGGUGCUUUGCCAUCAUCCUGCUUGGAUAUGAGGCACUGACAGGUUCCCUGGAUGAUUUUGGAUUUGAAGAUUAUCUUAACAUGCCUCAAGAUUCUGACAGUUUCCGUCAACCUGACAUGCACCACGGAAUGGAGGUUCGCCUUGGUUUGUCCAAGGGACCUAUCUGCCCUAGCUUCAAUUGA
This is a messenger RNA of Miscanthus lutarioriparius, 543 nucleotides long. Lineage: Eukaryota; Viridiplantae; Streptophyta; Magnoliopsida; Poales; Poaceae. The record is from the annotation of a GenBank genome assembly.